GACUCCAGACAUUUUUUUUUCUUUUUGGCUACAAACAAUCUGGUUUGUGUGCGAUAGGGCUGGUAUUUUCAUCCUUUGUCCUACCGGCAUCAAAUAAAUCAUUAGCCAAUUUCAAUGAGACAUCACUUGCUUUUAAACAUUUGAAGAAUUUAAAUUAGUUAGGUUAAUUUAUGUUGGGUUAGUAGAUAGUCAUUUAGUCAAGGCUCAGGUCAAGCUUGCCGCCCUAAUGAAGGAGUACAAAGUGGUUGUCCUGGGCAGUGGCGGCGUUGGGAAGUCAGCGCUGACUGUCCAGUUUGUCACCGGCACGUUCAUCGAAAAAUAUGACCCGACUAUCGAAGAUUUCUAUCGCAAAGAGAUCGAGGUGGAUUCAUCCCCCUCUGUGUUGGAGAUUCUUGAUACCGCAGGGACGGAGCAAUUCGCUUCCAUGCGAGAUCUGUACAUAAAGAAUGGACAGGGCUUCAUCUUGGUGUACAGUCUCGUCAAUCAACAGUCGUUUCAGGACAUCAGACCAAUGCGGGACCAGAUAGUCCGCGUAAAGCGGUUUGAGAAAGUCCCUCUGAUCUUGGUGGGGAAUAAGGUGGACCUGGAAUCGGAGAGGGAAGUUUCUGGUUCCGAUGGCCGUGCCCUGGCACAGGAGUGGGGCUGCCCCUUCAUCGAGACCUCGGCCAAAAGUAAAACCAUGGUAGACGAGCUGUUUGCGGAGAUUGUAAGGCAGAUGAACUAUGCCACAUUGCCAGAGAAACAGGAGCAAUGCUGCACAGCCUGUGUGGUGCAGUGAGGGGCCAGGCCUCACCACACUUAACCCCCAGGCCCCUCACCUGGCAGAAUGCACCUUUUCAACCAGUUUCUGCUUCAGUGACAUUUGGUCCCAUCAGCCACAAAAGCCACCACUGAGCCCCCUCUACCUCGGAAGCCUGUGAUUACGUGAAGAGGCUUGUGUGUCUUUGCCGUGCUGAAGGGAACUCAGCGGAGCGACAUACGAAUCUUUGACGACCCUUGAAGUGAUGAGCGUAGAGUGUGCGCACACACACACACCUUCAGAGGAGCUGGUCUUUGGGGUGAUGGCAGUGUAUGCUAUAAAAAGGACAGACAGCUUUUGGGAAUGGGGCUAAUAUGGAUGUCUAUUUUCUUAGUGGGAGCAAGGGUAAUGAUUAGGGCUUCUUCUGCCCUGAAGGUGCUCAGUUAUACAUCCCCAGUUUUACUUUUAAUGUUAUGUUUAAUAUCUAAUUUUAAAAGUGAUAACAGCCAUUUAUGCAGGUUUUGAGACCCUGGACUAUCUUAAUGUGUUGCUUUUUACCCCUU
Messenger RNA from Chanos chanos (milkfish), 1302 nucleotides. RefSeq names its product RAP2C, member of RAS oncogene family (gene rap2c). Gene Ontology annotation, molecular function: GTPase activity; GTP binding. NCBI's taxonomy places the organism in Eukaryota, Metazoa, Chordata, Actinopteri, Gonorynchiformes, Chanidae. Gene Ontology annotation, cellular component: membrane. The transcript has 3 exons. The record is from RefSeq and is a predicted model, not a curated record. The coding region runs from base 227 to 778 and encodes 183 amino acids. Gene Ontology annotation, biological process: Rap protein signal transduction.